ACUCUGAAUCUCCAUUUCUUGGUUAUGCAGGCAUGGCUCUUUACUCUGGUUAUUUUACCAGCAAAAUCAAAUGUAAUAAUGCAUUUGUCAUUGGUUGCGUACUUCGCCAUACUAUCUAUUUUGGUCCAGCCUGCACAAGUGUGGAAGGAUCAACUCGGGAGAGUCGCACUGCUGUCGGGGAUCUUAUUUAUAAUGUUGGGCCUAAGUACUGACAGUGCACCUUCCCUCAUCUCUUCAAGAGCUCCCCCACCUUCAAUGAUGGGAUUACCACCUUUUCCUGCAUCUUUGGAAGGUUAUAAAUAUGUAAUCUUGAAGCUGGGGCCAUUACAACUCACCAGAAAAGGCUUAUCAACCGCUACUACAUCAGCAUGUUUAACCUUCACUAUCUUCCAAAGUGCAAGUGUAUUCCUAUCAACCACAACACCGGAGCAGAUAGCUUUUGCCUUACGGUGGUUCAUAUCCCCUUUGGCCAACCUUGGUGUCCCUGUUGCUGAAGUUAUCCUUACUCUCCUGCUCUCCUUGAGAUUUAUCAAUCUUGUGUUUGAUGAGGUACGAAACGUUGCACUUGGUAUUGUAUCUCGUAGGAUUAAUUGGCAGCAGUUGACAACUUUGGAGACAAUAGAUGUUUUCUUCACAUAUAUUCAUCGGAUAUUCAGAAAUAUUUUAGUUCACGCAGAGCAGAUAUCUCAGGUGUGAACUUUAUAACAUGAUGUCUUAUUUUAGCAUUUAUUUAUCCAUCUGAUCCUUCUCUGUGUGUUUUGGUUCAAGUGGGUGAUAAUUUUUGUCUCUUUUUCUCUGUACUCUACAAGAGUGUCACUGUUAAAUGUUUCAUUCUGCAUUGUGAAAAAGAUGAAAGUAUAGUUGCAAAAACAAAUGUCAGUACGUGGAAAGGGACAAACUUCAUACUGACAUGUGAAACAACAUCAUGACUUGAAAUAUGGACAUCUUGUGAUGGGCUGACCAUCAGUACUAGCAACAAUUUAUUGAGGCCAACAUAUGAGUGCUUAAGAUACUUAAAAGUCCUAGAAACAGGUUUGAACUCUAUCGUGCCAUUGUUAAGAGGCUAGAAAAGGAAUAAUGUGAUUCCAAUUCAUAUUCUUAGCAAGCCCUACAGAAUCAGAUCUCUUUUAUGUCCAAUGCAUAUAAAUCUGGAGACGUGUAGAUCUAAUAUAAGAUAAAAAGCAAUAAGCCACUGAGUUUUCACUUGACUGAGUCGAUGCAAUGCUGAUGGAUGUAAGAAUAUUAGUUCACUGCAUUGUAUUAGUAACUUAAUUGUAGCAGCUUGUGGUUGUCC
This is a messenger RNA of Lycium ferocissimum, 1294 nucleotides long. RefSeq names its product protein ABCI12, chloroplastic-like. Gene Ontology annotation, cellular component: chloroplast. The coding region runs from base 25 to 696 and encodes 223 amino acids. The record is from RefSeq and is a predicted model, not a curated record. Lineage: Eukaryota; Viridiplantae; Streptophyta; Magnoliopsida; Solanales; Solanaceae. The transcript has 5 exons.